AAGCUCGAGUCUUUAUAACAACUGCCUUUCGCCUCUUUCCCUCCCUCUUUCUCUUUCGGUUUAUUCGCUUUUUGCCAAAACUGGGUUCUUUCUUUCACCAUAAAUUUCACUUCAAAAGUCUGGAUCUUUAACUUCUGCUUUUCACCUUUCACUGUGUCCUUUUUGGGUGCCCUUCCUUUUCACCAUUAAUUCAGAAAACCCCACUUCAGUAUAAAAAGCUUUGUUGGCGGAAGACUAGUCUGUUGGACUUCACAUUGAUUCAUAGCAUUUAGGGUCCGACUGGAAAGGAAAAUGGACCCGGAAUCGGCUUCCCUUUCCGGAGGCUUGCGGCCGAAUUUUUACAAGACCACUCUAUGCCUUGCUUAUCAGAGCCUUGGUAUUGUUUAUGGGGACCUUAGCAUAUCCCCCAUUUACGUAUACAAAAGUACAUUCUCAGGUGAUAUGCGUCUUUAUGAGGAGGAUCACGAGAUUCUUGGCGUGCUUUCAAUGGUUUUCUGGACUUUGACAAUUAUCCCUCUUUGCAAGUACAUUAUAUUUGUGUUAGGAGCAGAUGACAAUGGUGAAGGUGGAACUUUUGCCUUGUACUCAUUGCUAUGCCGACACUCAAGGAUGGGCCUUUUGAACACAGUUCAUCUUGAACAUGAACACAUACCAUCGUACUCUUCUGUUUUAUCUACCAAGGAUACACGAAUGAGCUCACUCAUAAGAAAAUUCUUUGAGAAGCAUAAGAGUUCUAAAAUAGUAUUGCUGCUUGUAGUUUUUAUAGGAGUUGGCAUGAUAAUUGGUGAUGGUAUCCUCACGCCAACAAUGUCCGUUCUUUCUGCAGUUUAUGGAAUUAGAAUCAAAGCUCCAGAUUUACAUGAGAAUUAUACUGUGCUGAUAGCGUGCAUCAUCUUGGUUGGACUUUUUGCUCUUCAGCACUUCGGGACACACAAAGUUGGGUUUCUUUUUGCUCCAAUCAUGUUAACAUGGUUACUAUGCAUUUGUGGGGUAGGCAUUUACAACAUCUUCCGUUGGAACCCUGGUGUUAUACGUGCUCUGUCGCCCUACUAUAUUUAUAACUUCUUUAAAAUAACUGGAAGAGUUGGCUGGAGUUCCCUUGGAGGCAUUGUUCUUUGUAUCACAGGUACAGAAGCAAUGUUCGCUGAUCUUGGGCACUUUUCGAAACUGUCAAUCAGGUUUGCAUUUACAGCGCUCGUUUACCCUUGCUUAGUUCUGGCAUACAUGGGAGAAGCUGCUUAUCUCUCCAAGCACAAAACGGAUCUGCAUAGCAGUUUUUACAUGGCCAUUCCUGAGGUUAUGUUUUGGCCAGUCUUUAUUAUUGCAACUCUUGCUUCUGUGGUGGGAAGUCAAGCAAUCAUUUCAGCUACCUUCUCAAUAGUCAGUCAGUGCAGGGCCCUUCAGUGCUUCCCGCGUGUGAAGAUCAAACAUACAUCAAAUCAGAUACAUGGGCAGAUAUACAUACCUGAGGUGAACUGGAUGUUGAUGGUAUUGUGUCUUGCCGUCGUUAUAGGUUUCAGAGACACUCGUAUGAUAGGCCAUGCAUACGCAUUUGCAUUUACAGGGCUUGCUGGAGUGACAGUGAUGUUCAUCACAACCUGCUUGAUGUUUCUAAUUAUUAGUACAGUUUGGAAGCAGAAGGUUCUCGUGGCCUUUUUGUUUCUUGUAACCUUUGGAUCCCUUGAACUACUCUAUAUCUCCGCCUGCCUUGGAAAAGUACAUCACGGAGGCUGGCUUCCCCUUCUAUUCGCUCUUCUAAUAGUGUCUUUGAUGUCUAUCUGGAAUUAUGGGACUGUAAAGAAGGAUGCAUAUGAGCUAGAUAACAAGGUAUCGUUAGAUAGACUUCUAAGCAUUGGGCCAAGCCUAGGUAUUGCAAGGGUCCCUGGAAUCUGCUUAGUUUACUCUAACGUUGCGUUUGGUCUCCCUCCAAUGUUUGCACAUUUUGUCACAAACUUCCCUGCAUUUCAUCACACUCUCAUCUUUGUGACCCUUAAGUCUCUGAUGAUUCCAAAAGUUCCUGUUGGUGAGCGUUUUCUUGUUAACCGGAUUGGCCCACCAGAGCUGUCUAUUUUCCGGUGUAUUGUAAGGUAUGGAUACAAGGAUGUGAGAGAUUUCUACAACUUUGAAACCCAACUGGUCGAGAAGGUGGCAGAGUUCUUGAAACAGGAGAGUAACAGUGACGAAAUGGCGGUUAGAGGGCAGUCACCGAACCAAACAUAUGAAGCAACUCGAAAUGAGGUUUGUGGCGGCAGUGCUGUGCGUUGGAGUGAUGAAGUUAGUGGCGGCAGUAACGAGCAGUGGAGAGAUGAAAUUGGCAGUGGCGAGCAGUGGAUGAAAAAACUCAUGGAGGCACGGGAAGCUGGUGGAGUGGCCUACAUGAUGGGGAAUCCUUAUGUUGUGGCGAGUGAGGUAUCACCGUUCCUGAAGAAGUUUGCAAUUGACAUUGUCUAUGGUUUUCUGAGACGGAAUUGCAGGCGUCCAGCAAUUGCACUUGGAAUUCCGCAUGCCUCACUGAUCGAAGUGGGAAUGCUUUAUAAGGUGUAAAUAUAGCGUGGACGAAGACAGAGUAAAUAAACUCAAAGGUAAGACAGGAUGCUUGUGGAUACCAAGUACAUGGAAAAUGCUUAGAUGUGUACAUGGUGCAGGUUGUAGUAUGAUCAUGAAUAAACAAUAAAGUUUUGGCGAAGAACUCACGGAUGUUCACAGCAUUAUCCGUUUUAUGAAACAUAUUUGCACUAAUCCACUCCCAUGUUAGAAGACCUAGACCCAGAUUCUGAACUAGCGUUUACUGAAGAGGUGUACGUGAGAUUUUUUUGAGCGCCAAUAGGAAUCCCUGCACUUUUCAUGCAAACGAGGAUUGGAAAUGCGGUAACUCUGUAACUUCUUUAUUUGCUUUCCUUAAAGAAAGUUGGAAUUCUGGUUUGUAUGAUGAGUUACUUUCACAAAAAUUGACAAUCCACCAAAUAAAAGCCAUGAAUUAAUGAGCGGCCUUAGAGCACUCUAAA
This is a messenger RNA of Malus domestica (apple), 3005 nucleotides long. Its product is annotated as probable potassium transporter 13. Gene Ontology annotation, molecular function: potassium ion transmembrane transporter activity. Gene Ontology annotation, cellular component: membrane. The record is from RefSeq and is a predicted model, not a curated record. Gene Ontology annotation, biological process: potassium ion transmembrane transport. NCBI's taxonomy places the organism in Eukaryota, Viridiplantae, Streptophyta, Magnoliopsida, Rosales, Rosaceae.